Messenger RNA from Baudoinia panamericana UAMH 10762, 2343 nucleotides. RefSeq lists its product as uncharacterized. Gene Ontology annotation, cellular component: nucleus. The annotation marks the transcript as partial. Gene Ontology annotation, molecular function: DNA-binding transcription factor activity, RNA polymerase II-specific; DNA binding; zinc ion binding. NCBI's taxonomy places the organism in Eukaryota, Fungi, Ascomycota, Dothideomycetes, Mycosphaerellales, Teratosphaeriaceae. The record is from RefSeq and is a predicted model, not a curated record. The transcript has a single exon. Gene Ontology annotation, biological process: DNA-templated transcription; regulation of DNA-templated transcription.
AUGCUCGGUGGAAGUGUGCUCAACAGGCAUAUCGGCACCUCAGCGCAUCUGCACAAAGGCACGUCGCCUGUGUUGACGCAUCACCAUCGUCUCAGCUUCGGCAGCGGUGCGGCGCCUUAUGGUAGCCUAGAGCGGAAAGAGAGCGUUGCAGGCUCCGACACGACGAGCCCAGGUGCCCAGCACGGCCACCACGGUAUAGGCGAAAAUGCCUUGGCUAGCAACAGCAAUGAUACCCUCAACACUCAGGCGCAGAGUUUCGAAGACACAAAUGGCGUGAAGGGCAGCGAACAGCAAUCUGUACCGCCGUCUUGGGCCGAGCUGAAGACUAAGGCGGGGAAGGAGCGCAAGCGGUUACCGCUGGCUUGCAUUGCCUGUCGGCGGAAGAAGAUUCGCUGCUCGGGUGAGAAACCAGCUUGUAAGCAUUGUCUCCGGUCGCGGAUACCUUGUGUGUACAAGGUCACGACCCGAAAAGCGGCGCCUCGAACAGAUUAUAUGGCGAUGCUGGACAAGCGGCUGAAGAGGAUGGAAGAUCGCGUGAUCAGAAUCAUACCGAAAGAUGAGCAGGGCAUUGUCUCGAAUACUGGCCGAGCUGUGGUCAAGCCACCGCUUCCGCCACCACCGUCCAAGCCGUCAUCAUCCAAGAAGCGAGUGGCCGAGCAAGCGUUCGGAGAAGAGCUUGACGAGUGGGCGAGCGCAAAGGCGGCAGGCACAGUGACGAAAGACCAGCGUAAUGCCGCACAAGGCUCGGACGAUGUCACAACGCACGACGCUGAGGAGCGCAAUCUUCUCAUGGAAGGUGCAGAUAAGCUUCCUUCGAAGGAGCUGCAAGAACAUCUCUCCGAGGUCUUCUUCGACUACGUCUACGGUCAGAGCUAUCAUCUCCUCCACAAGCCUAGUUUCAUGCGGAAGUUGGCUCAGGGGACGGUGCCACCAGUGUUGAUGUUGUGUGUGUGCGCUAUCUCGGCGCGCUUCUCCAGUCAUCCAUCUGUGAGGACGGAGCCAGCUUUCUUGCGAGGCGAGAACUGGGCACAACCUGCGCGUGAAAUAGCACUGAAACGAUACGACACGCCGAACAUUACCAUUCUGAUCUGUUAUCUCAUACUUGGAUUGCACGAAUUUGGGACCUGUCAAGGCGGUAGAUCAUGGAUGUUCAGUGGCAUGGCCCAACGUAUGGCGUAUGCAUUGCAGCUGCACAGAGAUGUUGACCACGACCCCAAAGUUCGACGUAGCACGGACGGCAAAGGUGGCGACGAAGAUCUGACAUUCACUGAUCGAGAGAUCCGGCGACGCACGAUGUGGAGUUGUUUCUUAAUGGACCGUUUCACCUCGAGCGGCACCGACAGGCCUACUUUUGUUGCAGAGCAUUUCAUCCGUGCACAGCUACCUAUCCGUGAAAGCUACUAUCAAAUGGAGAUCACUGGGCCAACGGAAGAUCUUGAGGGUAACGUACCGCAUCCAGUCCCGCCAGAUACGGGCCAGCUUUCAAACGCCAGGGAAAACAUGGGCGUUGCUGCGUACCUUGUUCGACUAGUUGCCAUCUGGGGUCGAGUCAUCCACUAUCUUAAUCUCAGCGGCAAAGACCGCGACGAGUUGCCAAUGUGGGCUGAAGGCUCCAUGUUUCUCAGUAUACAGAGCUCGCUUGACAAGUGGACAAGUGCAUUGCCGCAGACUCUGCAUUACACGCCCAACAAUCUGCAGAAUUACGCAAGUGAGCAUAUCGCUAACCAAUUCUUAUUCCUACACAUCAUACACAACCAGAUCAUCCUCUUUCUUAACCGCUUCGCUUUACCGACACCUGGGAGUCGCGCUGCCCUACCGAAAGACAUGCCGUCCGAUUUCCUGCAGAAGGCUCAGAAAGCAGCCUUUGCAGCUGCCAAUCAGAUCUCUGCUCUUGUCCACGAAUCUAUGGAUCAUCUGGUCGUGGCGCCGUUCGCAGGGUACGCCGCUUUCUUCAGUAGUACCGUUCAGAUCAACGGUGCUUUUGCGAAGAAUCCGCAGUUGGAAGCCAGGAGCAAGCAGAACUUGGCAUGGAACGUCAAGUUUCUAACGAAGAUGAAGAAGUACUGGGGCAUGUUCCACUUCGUAACGGAGAAUCUGCGAGAGCUGUACCGCCGUCACGCAGAUGCUGCACGGUCUGGGGCAGGCCAGAGCAAGCAUACAGACGGUGGUGAUGGCGCGAUCUUCCAAUACGGAGAUUGGUUCGAUCGCUAUCCUCAUGGUGUCAGCGGCACGGACUAUGAGGAGCCUUCUCUGGUGGUGAAGAAAGAACCUGGCGCGGAUGCCGUACUUGGACAGAAGAGCGAUCUACAGACCGUCGAAGAGUUCUUCUCCAAGCUCAGCCCA